CAUGCAGUAGCCUCAUUGACUAUUUAUACAGGGAAGUGGACCAAGAGAGCUAAACCAAAGAUGGCUGGAACUGGACAUGUUGGCGUUGUUGAAGAUGAGGAAAAUGUCUACACCGGAACUAGAGUCCGUCCCUUUGCCUCCACACCAAGAGUAGAGCAACGAAGAGUAGAGGAAGAGAAGAAGCAAAAUCCCACUACCUUGAAGAUGACUUUUUCCCUCAAAGAGCUCUUCUCUUUGGAGGUUUGGAGAGCAUCUUUGGCAGAGCUCCUCGGUACAGCAGUGUUAGUCUUUGUAAUGGACACCAUUGUCAUCUCCUCCUACGAGACAGAAACAAAAACACCCCACCUUAUAAUGUCGUUUCUUAUUGCUGUCACUAUCACAAUUCUCCUCCUAGCUACGUUUCCCAUUUCAGGUGGCCACAUCAACCCGGUUAUCAGCCUUGCCGCGGCACUUACCGGCAUUAUUUCCCUACCACGCGCCGCCGUGUACAUUUUGGCUCAAUGCGUCGGCGGCGUUCUAGGUGCACUAGCAUUACAAGCUGUGGUAAACAGCGAAAUCGAGCAAACAUUUUCGCUCGGAGGCUGCACGCUCACAAUCGUUGUGCCAAGUGCAAAUGGGCCGGUUGUGAUCGGCCUUAAGACGAGACAGGCCCUCUGGCUAGAGAUUUUCUGCACCUUUGUGUUCCUUUUUGCUUCGAUAUGGAUUGCUUUUGAUAAACGCCAAGCCAAGAACCUGGGCCGAGUCAUGGUUUGCUCUGUCAUCGGCAUAGUGGUGGGCCUUAUCGUGUUUAUAUCGACAACUGUAACCGCCACGAAGGGCUAUGCCGGUGUUGGGAUGAACCCAGCAAGAUGUUUGGGUCCGGCCCUGAUUAGAGGGGGUCACCUUUGGAGUGGGCAUUGGGUUUUUUGGGCCGGGCCUGCUAUUGCCUGUGUAGCAUUUGCCCUCUACACCAAGGUCAUUCCGAGUCAGCUUUUGCACAACUGAUCAAUGCUUGAAAGCACGAUCCCAUCCCAUGAAUUAUAUUUGUAGAGCUCUCAGUGCUCAUGUUAGGAAAAUAAUCUAAAUGAUUUAAGAAUGGAUGUUUAAUCAUUUAUUUAUGACUUUCAAGGAUGCUUUCUAUGAUUGUAUCAAAACUACGAAUGAACAUCUUUUUCCCAAAGAGGGAAGUGUGAA
Theobroma umbraticum is the source of this 1173-nucleotide messenger RNA. RefSeq lists its product as uncharacterized. Gene Ontology annotation, molecular function: channel activity. Gene Ontology annotation, cellular component: membrane. Lineage: Eukaryota; Viridiplantae; Streptophyta; Magnoliopsida; Malvales; Malvaceae. The record is from RefSeq and is a predicted model, not a curated record. Gene Ontology annotation, biological process: transmembrane transport.